UGCGCGGCUGCGCGCCCGCGGGAGGGGCCGAUAGAAAAUGGCGAGUCUGUGCAGAAGGCAGCAAUGCACGAUCGAGAGGCGCGGCUUUCGGCAGGAACUUGACUCGUGGCGGCAUAAACUCAUUCACUGUGUAGGGUUUGAAAGCAUUUUGGAGGGGCUGUUUGGACCAGGACUAGUUAAAGAUCUUACCCUCUUUCAAGAUUGUGAACCAGAGGGAGUGUCCGAUUGGUCAUUUAAUGAAAAUUGUCUAUUUUGCUGCUUAAGACGUGAAAAAGUAAAGGAGAACUUUGGUUUGAACAACCAAGUGUUAUCAGAAACAGACAGCUUCAAGCAAGAGGAGUCCAAUAUUAACAAACUUGAGAAGCAAGCAGAGGACUUCCUCAAUGUUGUCUUCUACAGAAAGGCAGACCUCCCAAGAUUUACAGACCCCCACAUUCCUCUAGUGGCUCGAGAGAUCAUGCAGCGAAUGAUCCGACAGUUCGCUGCGGAAUAUACCUCAAAAACCAGCUCAACUCAGGACGUACCCAAUCCCCAGUCCCAGCCCAACGGCACCAAGGACCAAAGCCUGCCGAAAGCGCCCUCGCUGGAGCCGGACGCCUCCACACCCGCUCCCGCCUGUGGCGGCGCCGGUACCGGCCCAGCUGCCUCCGCACAGAAUCCCGUCCUCAGCAAGCUUCUCAUGGCAGACCAGGACUCCCCGCUGGACCUCACCGUCAAGAAACCAGAGAUCGAACCCAGCGAACAAGAUGGAGUCCUUGACCUCUCAACUAAGAAGAACCACAGUCAUGGUAGUGUCUCACUUAAAAGCUCUCAUGGUUUCUCAAUCGUGCCCACAAUUAAGGGGCGUUCCCAGAGAGCUGAUCACAACUAUCGGGAUGUUGAUGAUGAAGAUGGCUUGCCACCGAGAAGCUUGCAUGAUGGAAUAAGGGAGAAUUGUAUUAGUUCUGGACCCCUUAAACCACCAUUGGCCCGCUCGCUCCUCAUUAAAGAGGAACUGCUGAGUCAGAAACACCGUCUCAUGGGCCAACCAACUGCUCUUUCACUGGCUAGCCUUGAGUCCGUAGGUCUCCUCAACAGCCAAGCCCAGUCCCUUCUUUCACGCGAUGGAACCUGGGGAAAAUCCCACUUGGAUGGCCUCCUGAAGCUUAAACAAGUUAGCGGGAACCUUGGUGACCUCAAUGACCUGCCUCAUUUCCAGGAGAACCAUGGUGUGUUCACCAAAGGCACAAAAUCCAUUGAUGUCGGUUCCAUCACGGUAAAGAAAGAACCGGGGCAUUCCCCUCCGGUGGACUUGAAGAUUCCGCAAGUUCGAAGCAUGGAUCUGUCAUGGGAAUCCCAUGGGAAUUCCUCGGAUCUCUACAGUUACGGCUCCAUCGCUAUGGGCAAUGUGCACUCGGAGAACGCGCUCAGCAGGAAGCUGAGAGCCAUCUUGCCAAAGCAGAAUCGCAGAGCCCUUGGAGGCCUCCUUGAUGGAGGGGCCAUAGGCGAGUACUGGGGCGCAGAUAUCGAACAACCAAAUUUGGGUCCCCAGUACCCGACAUCAGAUCCGGAGGCAGAUCCAACAGGUUCCAAGCAACCCCGAAAGAAAAGGGGAAGGUAUCGCCAGUACAAUACCGAGAUACUAGAAGAAGCCAUUGCCGUGGUGAUGGGUGGGAAGAUGAGUGUUUCGAAGGCGCAAAACAUCUACGGUAUUCCCCACAGUACCUUGGAGUACAAGGUGAAAGAGAGGAUGGGCACACUGAAGAACCCACCAAAGAAAAAGCUUAAACUGAUGAUGAGGGCCGAGGGGCAGGACUCCGGGAUCACCGCUGAAACCGAAACCACAUCGACGCCCGCUACCACACCCAUUGCGACAAAAGUGGAUGUCUUUCAGGCGACAGGAGACAAAGUCGAGUAGAUUACACAGAACACCUCAUAAACUGGAAGCGUUGACAAAAAAACUAUAAUGAUUUGGAAUUAAGGAUGGGGCUUUAAUUGUGCCAAUUUACUUGCAGUAUCUGGGUGAGCACAACUGCAGGAAUACAUGGGAGGAUUUAAGCGUGACAACUUGGGAUAAAAAACUAAUUGGCAUUUAUCUUAGUUGACACCGCAAGCAUUUGUUGAAGUUUUUUUUACAAAACAUUAAGCAACAAAUGCGUACAAAAGCCAUAAGAGAGUCAUGACAGAGACAUUUUAUUAGAGAAAAAGAGAAAGCAAGCAGAUAAACCCUUCAUUCGCCCCUUCAUCUGAACUUUUUGAGCUGCACCAUUAGUGCUUUGGACGGCAUGCAAUUUUGAGAAAUGAGAAGUGGGGUUUGGAGGGUAACUUGCUUGCGAUGAUUUGACCCUUCACAAUCUUCUUUGAUUGGUUCAUGAAAUAAGUCUUUAAACUAAUUUAGUUCAAAUGGAGUUGACAAGGAUUCUCACCAGGGAUCUGUCGCUAGGGCCCCGUUUUUCUAUUAACAGGUAAAAAAAAUUCUUUCAACUCUCCAUCGUUUCCUCCUUUUAUAUUCAGCGCCAUUGAAACAGACUAAGAAUUAGACUUGUCCAUUUAAAAAAAAGAGAGAGAGAAAUGAAGCUUAUGAUUAGUCAUUCAGGGAUGCAUGUUUGUGAUGUUUAAAAAACGUUUUUUUUUACGUUUCUGUAACUAAACUUUCUUUAACUCUAGCGCUUUCUUUUGCACUACACUUUCAGUCUGGCGCUCGCCAGAGCCUAAAUCUGGCAAUUAGACCUGAUUACCUCGACAUUGCUUGCAUUACACCAUUACUGUUCUGUCUGGCAUACCACAUAAUACUCAUUUUACAAUACCAUUUUUUUUCUCUUGGCGAGAGUCUCUCUCUCGUGAAUGGAUUUCUACACCCGUGAAGGGACAAUGCCGACUUGAACCACGCAGAACAGGAAGGUGUUUUCAAUUCACAUCUUUCUACUUAAAUUAUUGGAGGGAGGGCGCCUACAGUCAAUUUCGGGCUGUUUUUCGCCAUUCCCUCAUCGCUGCUUAUAGUCAGUCACUGACGUGUAUAUUUAUAAAAAGAAGAGCAUUUUUGCCGAGGGUUGGUUUCGGGGAGGGUCGGGUGGGGUUAAAUAUAUAGGGUAGGGUAGGGUUAUGACUAUAUUAUAAAAUUAGCAUACAGAGAGCAGAGAAGCCAAUUCUUGUCUCUGAAUAGUUUUUUCCUCAUGUAAAACUCAGGGCAACUGAGACAAAUAUAGCGAUCAUGUUUUUAGAGAAACAAUGCAGACCUUACUUGAAGUGGAACCUGUGACCCGUCCUCAUUCAGUGAGUUGGGUCAGAGGCAGGGCUUUAUACCGGGCGUAAGUUGGGUAGAGCUGAGCCAUGGAUUGUGGAUAUUGGUGGGAUUUUAUCAUUCGAAACAGCCAGUUGGGACCUCUCAAAAAAUAGCACUUUGUUUGAAAAUAAAGCGAUCACGUUUGGAUGCGUUUCAAAGUAGCUUUUGCAGUAGCAGACAAGAUCAAACAGGAAAUGUUUUGACACCUCCCACCAUCCUGCAGCUUAGACCCCAACAUGCUCCUCAAAUUUUUGUUUAUUUUUCACUGAAAAAAAAUUACCUCUUCAAUAUGCAGUGGUUGACAGCUUGAAUUUCCAAAUUUGUCUGUUGUUGCCAUCACUGUCUAUUUUCAUAUCGCCCCUUUUCCAAUAUAAACUGUGUCGUUUAAUGUAUAUAAAAAGAAAGGCUUUUGAAAUGGCAUGCUCUACUUUGAUGUUGUUCGAAGGGCAUUCUGGUCUAUCACUGCCUGGUGCUCACCCAGUCUGUGACAAAACUGAUGUUUCAAACUUCAGGGUUUCUGACGAAACUGUUGAAAAACACUAAUGAAAUGUACCUCUAUUUAUUUGAUUAUUUAAUUUGAAUCAUUACUGCAAAUGGCAUGCACCAGUUUAGUGGAGGCUAAAUAAAUUAUUUAAUUAAAUAUUCAAAUCUGACACUUGGUGGCGUACUAUAACUCCCACCUCCCUGGUAGCGUUUGGCGACAUCGUACAUUAAUUAUUGCUUUAUAUUACAUAUACGAGUAAACAAUUAUUUAUUUCAAUAAUUUUAAAGGGGACAUAUCAUGAAAAUCGGACUUUUCCAUGUUUAAGUGCUAUAAUUGGGUCCCCAGUGCUUUUCAGUCCCUCCAGAAAAACGCUGAGUUUUUUUGUGAUUGUUGCAGGCAAAAAUCCUUGCGGCACGUUUUCUUAAAAAAAUGCGAUGUUAUAUGCUGGAUUUUUAUGCGAUGAAAUUGCGGGAACUUGCCAAAUUGAGGGAACUUGCAAAAACUGUGUGAACUUGCAAAAAUUACAUCACUUUCUAACAUUCCCAUGACAACGGGGACAUGGUUGCGCAUGUGUGAAGUAAAUGCUACAUUUUUCAACUUUCUGCUAAGAUAUAUGACUUUUUCGACGAAAAUGCGGGGAUUAUGAAAUCAUGCAAGCCCACAUAUUUUGCAAGCAGAAAUAUGUAAAUUUUGCGGCGAAAGUGCGGCGUAUUUAAAAAAAUACGGCCCCCCAUAAACAUGCAUACUUUGGCUGAUUGCGAUCUCAGAAUCAUGUUUUUCUGGAGGGACUGGCUUUUAUCAACCUAGAAAAUGUGAAUAAGAUCAACCUAGGAAUUUAGUUUUGGUAAACCAUUCUCCAAAAUGGAAAAUAUUUGGCUCCCCUUGUGAUGUCAGAAGGGGAUAAUAACACCCCUUAAUCUGCACUAUCCAACUACGCCACUGCCAUUUAGUACAGAAAUCGGAUCAUUUGCAUGUUAAAGGACACACCCAAAACGGCACGUUUUUGCUCACGCGUACAAAGUGACAAUUUUAAAGGAACAGUAUGUAAGAAAUUUAUAUCAAUGAAUCAUAAAAUGGCCCUGAUGUGUCACUAGACAUUAAGAAAUCAUUUUCAUUUCAAAUACUUAUAUCACUCAUAACAGUGGACUGGCCAGGAUAUUGUCAUUUAAAAAGUGGUGUUGCAGCACUCAACUGAUGUUUAUGUUGUCAUGUUGUGUAUUGGCCACCCGUUGUGUGAUUGCAGUACCAGUUUUGGCCACAAUCCUACAUACUGUUCCUUUAACUCGUUAAUAAAUUAUCUGUGAGAUAUUUUGAUCUAAAAUUUCACGGAUGUACUCUGGGGACACCAAAGAUUUAUUUGACAUUUUAAAAAAGUCUUGUGAAAUUUCCACUUUUAAGUUAUUGCCUUUUUCAGUUCUGUCAUAACUAUAUAAAGACCCGUCUUAAUUAAUAGUUAUUAAAUUGUUUAUAUAAAAGUUGAUUUUUUGGAAAUUCGUAUCAAUUUCGAUUGCAUACUUGUACAAUUUAUUAUUAACUAGAAGAAGAAUUUUCGCAUUAAUAUUUUGACAAUGGAGAAUUCUCUUCAGUGUAAAUCUGGCAUCAAAUGCACCAACACUUUAUCAAUGCUGAGCGUUUAAAGUGUCUAAUUAGAUUUAAACAAUCAAUAUACUCUAUUUAUCAAUCAGUGUGAUUUGAAAUACUACUGACUUUUCCCCAUUAGUAAAUUACUAGUAGUAAAUCAUAGCAACAACUAGAUUAUUGGUCCAACCAGUAUUUCCCCCUAUAAUUGGCACUUAUGAAUUGUUGCACUGAAGGCCAUGACUGGAAUUUGUUUUGCAGCACUUAAAUCUUUGGGCUCUUGAAGUUGAAACAAUCACCUCUCUGAAAUCUUGUGGUUGCUGCAACCUAAUUUAUCAACAGCGGUCCGAAUAACUACGGUGCAUGCCAUUUCAACUUAUAUUUAUUUGAUUUGACGUUAAUGAUUAAUGUAUUUUAUCACCGGGUUAACAGCUCCCCCUGUCCGAAAACGAUUUCUCCUCUCGAAACGAAACCUUCUUUACUCAAUGAAUGUACCGAAUAGUUGUUUGAAAAACAGCACUUUCACAUUUCAUCCUAUAAACAGACUGUUUUCGUUUAUUCUCUUGCUGCUGCCGUUUUCGUUCGUUUGAUUUUCUGAAACGUACACACCUCCUAGCCUUCAGUACUUUCGUAUCUCAGGAUAGAUAGAUUCCGCAGAAGGGUCCGCGAUGCAGACAUAACUACCUGUACAAGACGUGCAGAGAUGUGUUGUAGUAACUACAAUCUUCGCACAAUAUACCUCAUCUUCUGUAAUAAACGCACCUUUCUGUGCCGCAUAAAUACCGUUCAGGGGCACACGAGAAAGGAGCGGUUGAACUCUGGGAAAUUUCUCACCAUCGUUUUCGUCUUCUGUGAGACGAGCGGCCUGGCCGAUAUUUAUCAAUCGCGUACUUUUUCGCCAAUAACAAAUCUUGUCUCUUAACGUCGCUUUGUAACGUUUCUCAAGGAAAGGCUGUAGGUGAGACGCUACCCUGAUUUCUAUACACCGGUUUGAACCGUCACGGUUGUUUACGUAAAAUGGAGAUCUGAAGGGGAGAAUGUGGGGCAGGUGGAAAUGUUAACCUUCUGUUGUCUUUGUGUGAUCUCUGUACACUUGUUUUUAAACUGCAUUCCAAAAAUUUCAAAAAUGAUACCUUUAUAUGGAAGAAAAGUCUAUACGUAUACAAAUGAAUAUAUAUUAUAUUUAUUUUACUGUUCAUCCUUUUAUUUGUUUUGGUUUUCUUUUCUGGAUUAUAUUGAAAUGCUACAAAGAAAUGAUGAAAAUCAGACAGCUAUAACCUCAGUUUGUGUACAGUAUGAUGUGCCAUUUGUUUUCUUUCCGAAAAGAUGCUUGGAUAGGCUUUUUUUUGUUUUUGACCUUCACUGCAUAUCCACAUAACAUCAUUACCUCAGGUGAGAUCUCUCCAGAGCAGCUGACUGUACAUUUAGCUGUAGAAAUCAAGACCUUUUCUUGACUUUUACACGCAUUUCCAAAACACAACUACUACUUUAAGGAAGCAGUUUUUAAAUAACAUGUAACUGUAGUCCUGUUUUUAUUUCUUUUUUGUCGUAUUUAAAAAAAACAUACAGUAUAAACCUUAACUUAACUAAACCACGGGUCUCUUUUUAAAUGCAACUAUUGACAUUAGCACACAAUAGAGAUACGACACUUGCACGUUAGCACACGCUCCAAACACAACAAUAUCACGUGGGUGGGCUAUCUACUUUAUUAUCAGGGUAUUGGUUUGAUAGCUCCUUAACUAAAACUAGUUGCUUGUGAAGGUUUGGGCACUCCAAAAUUAAAGUCGAUUUCUUUUUCGUUUUUGUCGUAACUUUGUUAGAACCAACUGCAAUUGCAUUUCAUGUUUUUCGAAGCAUUCGAGAAUCUAAAUCAUCGCAUUUCAAGUUGUCGUACUACAUUUCUUUUAAGUUUGUUGUACAUGUCAUUUGCUAAUUCAAUAUUAAUAGGCAUACCUUUAUUCAGUGACAAACAUUUGGGACCUCGUACUGAAUCUGCUUUACGUCAUGUUCGCUAUAAAUCAGUAAAAUAGGUUUGUCGGCACACACUUGGUCUAUACAGUAGAUGCCCGCUGUUUUGUCAAUCUAUGCACUUGAGAAAGUAACAUUGCACCAUAAAUGUUUAUUGUAUUUGUGUUUAUAUUGUUAAUUUAGUUUAAAGGGUUUUGUUCCUAUUAGACACCUUCAUGGCACAAUAGUUAUAGUUAAAUAAUAUUUUAUUUGAUUUAGUUGUCUAUCAUUUGCAGCAGUAUAGCUUAAAAUAGCUGUUGUCAUGGUACUCGCAGCACACGCCAUGGUAAAAGACAUAUUUUGAAUGUAAGCUCCCAGAGAAACAUGUCUUGGGAAAUAUCGUUAGAAUAUGCAGUUAUAAAUUACUAUGAUACUUUAUGUAUUUUACGUAAGUAUUUAUAUAUAUAUAUAUAUAUAGUAUUGCGGUUUCAUCUGGAGUGCCUGUUCAAUCGCCACUGACAAUUCGAAUCGCAUUUAAUCACUGCAGUAAUCCAUGAAGCGACAAUACAGUAAUUGAUAACAACAAUCGAGAAUCAUUUGCCAAGGUGACUUACAAUCGAGAGCAACAUUUUUCAAUAUACUUCUCUGGGAAUUAGCAUACAAAUGGUUAAAUUUUUGUUGUCUCCGUUAUAAAGUACAGUAUGUGAAAUGCUGAAAGAGUAAUGGGUAUAAGUGAAACUGUGAAUCAUAUGGAAGAGAGCCAUGAAAAAUCAACAUCCGACCACAUUGUCUUAUGUUCAGAUGAGAGAAGACUCGUCUCAUGCUUAGUUGUUUAGUUCGAGGUCGAACAGAGCUGUGGGGAAGUGGGCUUCAUCAAAUGACCAACGUUCUGCUCAAGAACUUGAGAGCUUUUGGUUAUAAAAGGGCUCAUGUGUUGCCAUGACAAUCUUGCAGGAUCAUUCACUUAAUAAAGGUGUGCCUAUUCUAAUUCUUUCAUUUGCGCAAAAACAUUUUUCAUUUAUUUUAUAGCUUUAUACAGUGUUGUGCGUUCUACCAUAGUGUCUACUUUUAUCGUUUUGUAAUAUUCCUUUGUUGGAGGAGAGAAUAACGGAUGGAAACAUGGAGGUUAUAUUUCCAAACAAGCGUCCUCGUUUUUCGUACUCUGUUUCUUCCUACUUUGCUCAUCCCUUUGACAUUGCGUUGAUUUUGACCAAAUCCAGAUAAUGUCAUCCAUGACUGUUUCAACCCUGCAAUCCAUUGAGUUCUGCAGGAUCAGACUUGUUAGUUUUGCUACCUCAACUUGCAAAUAGUUUUGACAUACAGUAGAAGCCCUUUGGUAGUGAAGCAAAAACGACUUGUGUCUCGAAUGACUGACAGGCCUUAAUGGCUCCGUCGGGUUGUGGGAAUGUAAUGAUGGUUUUACCGGCUUACCUGCUGGAAUCCGUAUGUAGCAUUUCAGAUGCAGGGAUAACACUGGCUCAUCAUCCAAAAGAUCGUCAUGGUCCCAAUCUGUUGGAAAGCAGUUAAAUAUACAUUCCACAUUAACAUGCAGAUGUAAGAUUAUAUUGGAGAUACCUUAUUAAUCGCUUGCAUCUUUAAGACCAGUGUUUGGGAAAAAUUCAGGUUGACCACUAAUCCCCUUUAGGUCCUCGUCCAGUUCAAACUGCCCUCACAAACAGCAAAUCUUUUGGGUUUUGUAAAUCGCCAUGCAAACCUCUCUGGUAUUUGUUCGGGGAGUGCGAAAAUGACUGUUGUGUUUUCCAAGAUCCUAAAUCCGACAGCCAACUCUAGAAUGUUUGACAUGUUGGCAUUUGUUGGGACGGUGUGAACCGGCCUUUAGGUUGGAAACGUUGUAAUGUACAUUUGUGUAAUCGUUUCGAAUAUAGUAUAGUUUGUGCCCUUGAAAUACAAGCCAAAUCAAGUUUGUGGGCAGUAUCUUUGUUUUGCGAGAAAUUAGUUGCUUAUUAAGUUCGCAUUCAUACGUUGAGGAAAGGCAUCUUGUCUGUGAUGCAUUCUUCAUGUUAGACUUCAUCUUCAUAUAAAUGCCUUUUGCUAUCUGUUGAGUUGUGUUAAUAAGUACUUUUUAAAAAUUUGUAAAUUCUCAAAAUAGGUUCUUAACGUUGUAAAGUUUCGGCAUUCAGUGUAGUAUAAUGAUUGGAUACCGGUCUCCCGUACCCCUUCAGGUUAAUGCAUGAUUAUGAGAGUGGAAUGAUUAGUCUCGGCUAAAGAUUGGCUAAAGAUUUUUCUAUAUUUCUUAAUACUGUUGAUAUUGUGAUUAUUAAAAAAAAACAAAAAACAUGAAAACGCUCGCUUUGAUCUCCAUACUUUCACCAGGAGUUACCUCUUAAGUGGUUUAAGAGAGGAUGACUUUAAUAUCCCCCUAACUUUAACCCGCCACUAUAGUGGUUCAAAAAACGUCUUUGGUGUAAUUAUUUUGCAAUAUUAAACAAUGAGUCAAGCAAGGCAAUACUUACGAUUUAAGUCCCCUUAACUGAGUUUACUGGCCUAGACCCAUGGUCACCUAACAGCCAAACAGCUCUACGUCCUUUUCGAACUUGAAAAGAUUCAGCCAAAUACUCUUAGUUCAGUGCUUUAUGAGCAGCGAGGAUUGUAAAGUACAAAUUACCCGGGGAAACAAAAAUGGACGCUUAAACUUAAGUUCUUUUGUUUGGUCAAUUGAGACCUACAAAUCCGCAAAGACUAUUUGUUUUGUUUCCUCUGUCUGUACGACGUGUGAUGAUGUGUUUUAACUUAAAAGAAAAAACCUUACAACGCAAAAUACCUCAGAUAAUAUAUCCAUGUAAAUCUUGACAGCCUCCACUUGUAGAUAUAGCCCAGUUCACUGCCUCCCCACCCUCAUCUACGUGGUCAAGAGGACCACACUUGUCUGUAAUAUGUCUUGUUUUCAAUGCCUGUUGUACACUGUGGAGGUUUUUCUUGUCAUAUUUGUUGUUAUUAAUGAACAAAUGAAACCAUUACUUCAUUAAUCAAUAAUUUGUGUGCUUGAUAACGUUUUUGACUUUUCUGAACACUCUCUCCAUCGCCAUUUGGUUAAAUGGUUCUCGAACUCACGCUAUUGGUCGAGCCCGUGUUGCCCAAACAGAGCGUUAACGAUGUUUUCACGGGAGUCACCCUAGAGUUGUCUUGUUGUUGUGCGCAGUGGCAGCCGGUGACUUCUUUUUUUUCGAGGGCGCUCGAUGCGAAGUUCGUCACAACAUGUAUGUAGCCUAUCAUGUGUGUGGGUUGUAAUUUCAAAAUGUGGGUUUUGGGCAUCGAGUGAUCCUAUAUGCAUCACGUUUCUUGUCAAAAUAAGUGCCUGCUGCAGACGCGUCUAAAGGGUUUAUGAUAAAGAGACGCUCGCGUUUGCCAGAUACUCGCAUAAUCUCAUGUAUAAUCAGAGUUUUCUGUUAAGUGAGUGUCUUGCGUGUAUUUUGUGAACGUGAGCUUCUCUUUUAUCAUAAAUGGUUUUGAUGCUUGUCCAGCAGGCACUUAUUUUGACAAAACACGAACAACACACAUGACACUCCGAACACUUAUUUUGAAUUUGCGCCCCUCGGCUGAGCAGUCACGAGCCGCCACUGGUUGUGCAUAUUAAGCUAGUCCAGGCGAGAAGUAUUUUUAAGUUUAAAGAAAUGACUCGCUGCAACUUGGCUGAUAUUGACAGCAUUGCAGCAACAACAAAAUAUGUUUUCGUAACAGUUGACAGUUUAAGUUGAUGGUUUGAGGCAACACGUCAUGAUGCUGCAACGUCAAGCAGAGUUCCACUUAAUGCUAAUGCGGUGCGCAACUAACAAUAGGAGUAAAACAUAAGUGAUCCGUCGCCUGAUACGGUUGGAUGUCGUUGAAUAGAAACAUUUCUUAGCAGCUAUUAACUCAACUAGUUACUACUGAAGAGCUGAUAAAAAAGGCAAGGUAUUUGCAGUAGCAGUGCAGUUCAACUUAGCAUCUCGAAUUAAUGCAGUAAUAAUGGGACAUGCUUGGUAAAGUACCAAAUAGGGAUGUAACGAUUCAAUCACGAU
This is a messenger RNA of Misgurnus anguillicaudatus (oriental weatherfish), 11290 nucleotides long. RefSeq names its product ligand dependent nuclear receptor corepressor (gene lcor). The record is from RefSeq and is a predicted model, not a curated record. Gene Ontology annotation, molecular function: DNA binding. Gene Ontology annotation, cellular component: nucleus. Gene Ontology annotation, biological process: regulation of transcription by RNA polymerase II. NCBI's taxonomy places the organism in Eukaryota, Metazoa, Chordata, Actinopteri, Cypriniformes, Cobitidae.